CGUAAUCUCUCCGAAAAAGGUCAAGUAUAACAAGAUAACAGUUAAAAAUAGGUUCUACAUAUUUCUCCUUUGUAAUGAACAUUGUUCUCAUGAAGCAUGAAAAUGUUUGAAAACAUAGUGAACGCAUUUAUGUAAAAACAUCAGGGUUUCUUGCUGCAUAGAAUUUGCCUGCGUCUCUGUCGGAAUCCACACACAACACACAGGUUUACCUUUGCACCUGUCAGGUGCGGCUACAGAGACGGGUGCAUUGUUCUAUGGCAUGGUAACCAGAAGCUAAAAUAGUAUGGGCACAAGAUUGCCAUCCUAUACAAUGGAAGGAGGUAAAAGAUCACGUGACAUUAAUACUUCUAGAAAGUUAUCUCCAGUUUGUAUCAUUCUGCCUACAUUAUUCCUAAGCCUUCAGAUCACACUGUAUUCAACAGUAUCAGCACAAGAUGGUCUGAUAAGGUGCGAUGUUCUGUCUGCAAAACUACAUGGUAACACUUCUCUGACCUGUCAUUUUCCUGAAGAUGUCAGUCAAACGAAGAGAGACUUCAGCGUGUCACGAUACUCAGAUAAGAACAAUACAUAUGAGAUUCUGGACUGCUGGUGGAUGUCAGGAAAGGUAGAGUGCAGAAAUGCCCAUGGAUACGAGUAUAACAAAAUAAUAUCUGACAGACUGUCGCUGGAAAUUCUAGAAAUUUCAGCUCCACAAGUGGCUACUUACGCCUGUCACCUCCCUGGAUAUGGACCCGACUCCAUUGUCACCUGUGACCUCAAUGUUGAGCUAGACGGAAUCUCCGAAUGUGAGAUCCUGUCUGUGAAGCUGAAUUCACAAACUGCGCUGACGUGUUACUUUCGUGAGGACCUCAGCAAAACUCGGGUGGAUUUCUCAGUCUCUCACCACUCCAAGCUCGGUGUUGCAGAUCGCGUGUUAAGCUGCACAUGGACUGGUGACAGUCCCACUUGUACCACGGCCCUCGGCUACUUGUUUGACAAGAAGGUGACCUCUCACCUCACGCUCCAGAUUCCCAGUGCACUGGAGGUCCACGAAGGGACGUACAGCUGUCAGACAGCGAGCGCUGUCUCUUCUAAGACCUGCUCGUUCGCUCUUGAGCAAGAUAACGGAUAUAAAGGAAAAGCAAGCUGCAAUAUUUCAAGUGUGAAGGAGAAUGAACCUGCAGCAUUGACAUGCGUCUUCAGCUCCGAUAUCAGUGUUACUAAAGACAACUUUGAAGUGGUCCGUCCUGAUGGCAAAGGUCCUAAUGUUGCAAAUUGCACCUGGACAAACGGCAAACUGGAGUGUACCACAGCCACAGGGUUCGACGUCAACAAAACAGUCACAGAUCACGUGAUCAUCAGAUUAUCACAAGCCACACCUGCUCACACCGGACAAUAUGCUUGUCGUCUGCAAGGCUCUGAUGACGGCGGCUUCACGCCGUGUGCUUUGAUCGUCAUGGCAGGAGACCCUCGUGAUGAAUUUUAUGCAGCUGUAGUUGCAGGGAUUGUUAUCUCACUGCUGGUUGUGAUAGCCUUAAUAACUGCUAUUCUUUUUGUACUGUGCAGAAGAGGUAAAAUUGUGUGCAAGCAUCCUCCGUUCCUACAAAGAUUCUCUAAGAAACAAGAAGAGUCUGAAGAGGGUCAGUCAAUGAUACCCAAAAAGUCUUCGCAGAAGAUGGAUGAGACGACAGAGAAAUUUCUGACCUACCUGUCUGAUGAUUUCAUAAAAAUGUAUCCUGACUUCGACACAAAAUCGUAUCUUGUGCCACCGCUGUACUUUAACAGAAACACAUACAAAGAAGGUAACAUCGGUGGACAACAAGUGUACAUCACAAAGCCACCCGAUGAGGAGACCGUGAAACAUGACCUGGCGAUGGCUCGUGUCCUCCACAGUCUCCGUCUCUUGGUGGAGCAGGAGGACCAGGAUGUGAUGUUUUUCAUAUCACAGUUUAACUACGACGACUACCUGGCUACACCAGGACAAGACUUUCUCAGCCACAAGCUGCCCAUGCCAGUGGGUCUUAUAGGGCAAGAAAAACAUUUCGGGGACUUUGACAUUCUUAUCCUUCAUCGCAAUCUCGGGGUACUGGUUGGGGUGGUCAAAGCUUGUAGUGAUGAUCCAGGUAAGACAAAUGACACAAUCAUUGUCGAGGAGAUGAAAAAAGGCUGGGAGGAGCUGAACAAUGCAGACCGCAUGUUAAAACAUCUUUUGUCUUCUGAACAGAAUGAAAUUGUUGUACACAAAUUACUGAUGUUGCCAAAUGUAUCCCAAGACCGCCUUGAAAGCUUAUUACUAGGUAACGACGAUAUGACAAAGGAUCUAGCUACAUGCCUUGGAAUUUCAGAGCCUUCUUAUCUUCAUAAAGAAUGUCUGUGCACAGAGCACUUGGAUGAUGCCGAUUGGAUUGGGUUAGGACUUGAGCUGAAGAAAUUGUUAAUUCGUCGAUUGAUGAGAUCAGACGAUAAUACGCCAUUUAGUGUCGACCAGUAUGUGGCGAUAAUUUCCAGGUUCUGCGGACCUGCCACACCCUGGUCCUUAAAGAUUCCAGGUGGUCCUCCAAAAGCUGUUCUGUCCCCGGCAUUCAAACACUCGCUGAGCAUGACGGGAGAUUUAUUCUGCGCGCCAGUCCUGCAGCCCGAGCAGUGGGAUGCUCUCAAUGACCACAGUCCUCGUGUGGUUCUCACGGGGCCGCCAGCUUCAGGGAAAACAAGGAUGCUUGUGUUGACAGGAAUACGAUGGAUAUCCGAAGGUCACACAGUCCACGUGGUGUCCACUUGUAAAGAGAGUCGAGCAGCUACGGAGAUGAUACACGCAGAGCUGUCGAGGGUUUUACAGGAGAAACAAUUACCAGGAGCAGUCAGUCUAGUCCCCUUCGAGGACGAAAGCAUAACAGAAGGAGUUAUACAAAUGACAGAAGAGGCUGCUGAUGGAUCUUUGUAUAUUAUUGCUGAUGAGCCCGAGUCUUACAAGAAACAACCGGAAUUUAGGGCUUUUGUGGACAGUCUACAAAAAGAAGUUCCAGAACUUUAUCUCCGUGCUGCCAGUUAUUUUCAAGAAAACGUCCCGGUCUGCUGCAAGACACAAACCUUUACCAAGAGUUUAACCUGUCCACCAUCAAUUCUCUUGCAAGCGGAUGUGACAAAAGUUUUCUCUGAAUGUGGCAUCACUGCGUGGAGACCUGACAUGAGAACUACAGCACCCACAGAAGGUCCACCAAUUAAAUUUGUGUACCACAGCAACGAGGGGCACAAUGGGAGUCAUCCAGGUGUCUGUGGAGAAUGUGCAACAGAAGUGAAAGAAUUUCUACAAACUUUACACAUCUGUAACGAAGCUGAUUGUUCCCGGGAGACUGAUGGCUUGUCGCACCUUCAUUAUAAAGACAUACUGUUUUUGUAUGAAAUUACUGAUGACCCCAUUAGCACUCCAAUCUAUAAAGUGCUGAUGGAUGCAGGUAUAAAAGUUAAAGUCCUUGACAAGGACCAUCCUGUACUGAGUGCUAUGAGAGCCACAAAUGACGAGGUGUUAAUAACUAGAGGGAGACACGUGCUCGGGAUCAAAAAGAAAGUUGUUAUUUAUGUGCAAGGAAAAUGGAAAUUAUUUCAAGACAUGCCUCAACACUGGAAACGAUUGCGAGGUCUGACCAGCUGUACCUCUCAGCUAGUCUGGGUACGAACUAAAACACUGUAAUAUAAUAUACACUGAGGUUGUACCAAUAUUCCUAAUGUUUGUUGUGAUCUAAACUAAUGUUUUUGUUUACCUGUUUGUGUAAGGGAGAAGCAAGCCCACUCAUGCACGACACAAUAUAAGACUUGAUACAAUUCAUUACACACGACACGACACAAUAUAGACCUACUACAACUCAUUACAUGUUGCUAACAGUCUACGGAUAAUGACAUAUCGUUAUAUCUGUUAAAGUUAAUGUUUCCGACUUCAAGCUAAUGCUUUUCUUACACAUAGUCUAGUUUUGAAAUUUUUCUUUUGUAACAAUUUUGUUUACUUUGUGUGAUUGUAUUUUUGUUUGUGUGUAUGUAUAUGUGCAUGGUUUAUUUUCUUUGGUUGCAUGAGCUCAUCACAAUUCGACAGGUGCAUUUUUUAUAUAUGACAAAAUCUGAAGAAUGAAGCUUACUACACAUAUACAGUCUGUAGCGGAUUAUAUUCAUUUAUUUUAAGCAAGAGAAAGAUUAUUCCACUUCAUUUUACCAUGUUAUGUGCUGCACCUGAUAGUUUCACUUGGGUAAGUUUGCUGAACCGCGCUUUCCUUUCACUUCAUAGAUAUACAAUGGGCAGGAAACGUAUACAUUUCUUGUGUACAAUAAAAGUGGUAAAUACUUGGUAGUGUUGAUUUUUAUGUCUAACG
Molecule: messenger RNA, 4337 nt
Organism: Pomacea canaliculata
Lineage: Eukaryota; Metazoa; Mollusca; Gastropoda; Architaenioglossa; Ampullariidae
Exons: 16
Coding region: 284-3667 (1127 amino acids)
Source: RefSeq, a predicted model, not a curated record